CCCACGAGAAACUUGCCACGGUGUCAUUUACUCGCAGUGUACAAAUUGUGAAUAAUCAAAAGCCACACACAUUUUAUUUUACGCUGAUUCAACCGAUUGUUGCAAUUUGUUAACGUUUGAUUUGCGUCCAACAGUUUGAGUUCCGUGCGAUUAUCAUUAAAGUUUGAGAAGGGGUUUUUAAUCAUUUGCUACUAAUCGUGAUUGAAAUACAACUGUGCAAGGCUUCGCGAAUCGCAUAUUUCCCUACCAUCACAAUCAAGAUGAAAGUUCCCUCUUCUAUUGUUGGUGCCAAAUUCGAAGUUACGGCUAGCUCGGGUAAUUCGACCGGCAUUAUGCUGCGCCGCAAUCAGGCUAAUGAGCCAAGUCUUAGUAGUAGUAAUCGUAUGAGUAAACGUACGAUUUCUUCGUCGUCCUCGUCUUCGGCGGGUUCCGACUCCUACUGUGUUUCGUUGGCUGUAGGACCGCUGUGGUGGUCCGAUGUUCCAACAAUUCGAACCGAUCACGAUAGGGCGUCUCCCUUGAAGGAAUACAAUCGCAAGGAUUCUUUCGAUUCGACAACGACCACCGCUUCAUCUGAGUACUAUGAUCUGGAUUUCCCCGAAUCGACCGUGGACUACAUGAACCAACAGGAAGCUGCUGUUAUUCAAGAAGUUCUCAGCCAAUCCGCUCCAACUGGCAUUACGCUGAAACUUUUCGUAACACCGCAGAAAUGCAGCAGCUGGGAAACGAUCUUCAACCCGAUCGAGAAUAUUCUUUACGUGUCGCUUCCGUCAGCCAUGUCGCACGAGGCAUCGAAGCAUUCUUUCAUUUCUCUGCUUGAAUUCGCAGAAGAAAAGCUUGAAUGCGAUGCUGUCGUGUUGUGCAUCCGUAAAGAUCGGCUCGAUCGUCCGAACCUGGUAAGGACGUUUUCGUUUGUUGGGUUUCAGCCACUGAGUCCCAAGUCGCCGUUAGCUCCGCCACACAUUGACGAGCAACAGAGGAAUGAAUAUCUCCUCAUGAUCUACAACAUCGAAGAAUGAAAUCCCUAAAAAUAUCAUGUGAUCCAUACCUUCCAUCAUAAUGGAUCACGUCAUAGUAACUCAGAAGAAAGACGUGCGUGGGUACUACUGUAUCAAAAUUAAGUUCGUGUCUUUAGACCGACGUCGCCGUAUGUAACAUCGAAGAUAAACAAGAAUUGCCCGGUCUGGAUUUGAGCUGUAAUAACAUCGUCAGUUCUUAAACGAUAAGGACGAAGUUGAUUCACUGAGCUUCGAUUGGUGGCAGAGAUCGUUGCACUCCAAAUCAGUGUGGUCAAUAUUCGUCCGUUUUGAUACAGUGGUAUAGUACAAAAUGUAGUAGCGCGUGAAAUGCAGUUGGAACGAUGAACGAUAAGCAUGAUACAUAUACCAUCAAUAUGCCAUCACCAUCAGCAAACAUCAUCAUGCUUGUGGAAUGGUUUCUUCAGUGAAAUUGCCAACUUUUCACCCAUUCUUAUACAAGCUUUCAGACACAAGCAUAUAAAGUCCAAGGAAGAUAACAUUUCCCUUUUCAAAGAUUACAAUACCAGCUAGGUUCUUCAUCAACUUAACGUAUGAAUGGACAUGGAAGAUAUUUUAGAGCGUACAUACUAUAGUAGACUACUAAUGGAAAGAAAAAUUGAAGAAGAAACAUCAUCAGAAUCGGUAUCACGAUCUAGCCAAUCGAUAUACUUGCGAAUUGUAAUUGUUUAAGAGAUUUGCUACUAUCAUCUGGUAAUCAUAAAAAAGAUUGAAAAUGACAAAAAAAUUAUAAAAUAUCUAAAAAAUGAAGAAAAAAAACCUUUUCUUUUUGCACAUUACAAUAACAAAAAUCUUGUUUUAACGAAAUAUCUUAUAAAGAACAGAACAAAUCAUCAGAUGAAAUCAACUGUCUUGGAGGAAAACUAAAUCCUCCACAAAAUACAAUAAACGAAGAAAGGAUAAAUACAGUUACGUGAUCAGGAAGAAAAGAAAAAGAAUACUGCAAGCAAGCGAACAGCUGAAACUAAGUGACGAAUUGUUGAGAGAUGGAAAACUCCUUUAAUACCUUUCGCUACGUAGCGAUGAGAACGGAGAAAAUUGAAAGGACCUUUUUUUCAGUGAAUGAAACAUUUUCUCGUUGACACAGAAGUAUCAAGGAUACAAAACACGUUCUCGUAUGAAGUGAAAAAUGUACUGUUUGUCGGCAUCGUUACUUUAGUUGCUAAGUUGAUUGUCUUUGCUGAUGUUUCUUAUCUCUUGAUUUCUUUAUUUGGUCUCUGUCCAGCGCAUAUCAACCAGUACUUAUGAUAAAACGAUGCGUUAGCAUUAAAACAAGUAACUUCUAUUACUUCUCCACCCCCUUUUCCUGACGACGAAUAAUAGUUCUUCUGGUAUAUUCCUACAACAUUUAUUAGAAUUAAGCACUUGUGUUAUUAUACCUAUUAUACUUAGCUGUAAUUUUUUUUCUUAUUAUGUUUAUCCCUGAAUUUAAUAAGAAUCCACCACCGAUGAUGGUAUUGUAAUGCUUUAAUUUGUAGCAAAAUUUUGAUCAGUUUCUCUGCAGUGGUGAGUCCGUGUGGGCAGAUUUGUUUUUGUAGGAAUGUUGCAGAUUCGGUGAAACGAAAGGAUGCGGUCGAGAUAGAAAAAAAACAGUUAUACUUACAACUACUGUUGUCAGACAUAGGAUCAAACCACGCAGCAGCAUCUGAAUACGUGGAAAAAUGAGUUUGUAAAACACCCCACGGUGCGAAAACGGAAAUGUGUAUCUCAAGGCUCAUUGAGGAAUAAUAGCAAGCACGAAUCAAAAGGCAAUCGCUUUUAAGACGUUGAAGAAAAUCACAGUAUAGCCAACGGAGAAAAAAGAGUUAUUGUUCUCAGUUACUUUUUUCCCAACUUUAUAUGUUGUUAUAUGGGUACAGAAGAGAAGAAACGUACGCAACCCGCCCUAUAUUAAUCUUACUAUUUUUAUCCAUCAGAACAAAGGGUACGACGUAACAUUGAGCUUUUUUUUUAAAUACACUAUAAUCAAUUUUGCAUAUGAUAUCUCAAUUGACUUUAUUUUUUUUGAACAAUGUUUUUAAGACACUGUGCUUGACAUAAUUCAGAAGAAAUAAAAAAAACUGAAGUUAA
Anopheles nili is the source of this 3107-nucleotide messenger RNA. It is a transcript of the gene Oda, whose product is annotated as ornithine decarboxylase antizyme. Gene Ontology annotation, cellular component: cytoplasm; nucleus. The record is from RefSeq and is a predicted model, not a curated record. Gene Ontology annotation, biological process: positive regulation of protein catabolic process. Gene Ontology annotation, molecular function: ornithine decarboxylase inhibitor activity. NCBI's taxonomy places the organism in Eukaryota, Metazoa, Arthropoda, Insecta, Diptera, Culicidae.